Molecule: messenger RNA, 2526 nt
Organism: Capronia coronata CBS 617.96
Lineage: Eukaryota; Fungi; Ascomycota; Eurotiomycetes; Chaetothyriales; Herpotrichiellaceae
Exons: 1
Coding region: 1-2526 (841 amino acids)
Biological process (GO): transmembrane transport
Molecular function (GO): transmembrane transporter activity
Source: RefSeq, a predicted model, not a curated record
AUGGCUUCGCAGCCUACCGCGCACAAUGGGCCCGCCAGCCAAAGGGAGACCCGGGGUCUCUCUGAAAACACAUCCCCUGCGCCGUUGGCCUCCUCCGAUCCCUCCAUUAAUGAGAAGCCUCGCAUCGUGAAAUGGAGUCUCGGCAUACUCAACGACAAAGAGACGGAGGAAGUCCCGGGCACUGUCCUCCUUCUCUCCGCAAAGCGCAAUGAACCUCUCGGUGUCGCACCCCAGCCUGCCCCGAGGCUCGACUCCUCGAUGCCUCCUCAGCCUUUGACGCCUAGACGGACCUCGUUCUCCUCCCAGCCUCCGACUCCUAGGCGAUCCUCCUUUUCGGACUCGGCCAAAAAGACAAAAGAUGGCCGGAUGAUAUUGGUGCCACAGCCGAGUGAUUCAUUGAACGAUCCCCUCAAUUGGCCGGCCUGGAGAAGAGACGUUGCUUUGCUUUCUCUCGGCUUCUAUUGUAUGCUUGGGGGAGGAAUGACUCCCAUUCUUGCGGCUGGAUUCAACAAUGUCGCCGAAACCUUUGACGUGAGCUACUCAAGGGUCGCCCUGACCACGGGGCUUUACAUGAUGGGCCUAGGAGUUGGUAGUGUCAUCUUCUCUCCCACCGCUAUUCUGUACGGUAAAAGGCCUGUCUACCUGCUUUCCGCCGUCAUGUUCAUCCUGACCUCCGUUUGGUGCGCCAAGGCUCCGAGUUAUGCUCAUCUGGCGACGGCCAGAGUGUUUCAAGGUAUAUCCGUCAGUCCGGUGGAAUGCUUGCCGUCGGCCACGAUCGCGGAAAUCUUUUUUCUCCAUGAACGAGCAUUUCGGCUGGGCAUCUACACCUUGCUUCUGCUCGGCGGGAAGAACCUGAUUCCUUUGGUGAGCGCGGCCAUCAUCCAAGCAAAGGGUUGGAGGUGGGUGUUUUGGGUCGUCACCAUUGUCGUAGGCUUUGCACUCUGUUUGCUGUUCUUUUUCGUGCCGGAGACGUUCUGGGACCGCACUCCAAGACCCAAAUCGCGUGGAUCGACCGCUCGACGAAGCUUGAAUGACCUGAUCCAUCAUCCGUUUCAACAGAGUAAAACAAACGUGCCACCAACGACCCCGCCGAAUCCGGCUGCGAUAGAAGCCGCCCUCCUCGAAAAGACCCUGACACCUCGCCAGCAAAUGCUGCAUGAGCAGCAGGCACAUGCGAGGUUCGAAGAUGCCCUCAACAAGGAGGAUGACCUCGAGAAAUCAGAGGGUAGCUCAACCCAGAUGACUUCUAAUGUCUCGGGAAGGGAUUCUGCCCCUCAAAAGGCUCCAAAUCAGGUGGACGGAGCGGACGAUGUUGUGAAAGAAAGCGAAGCCGCGAAGACUGACGUUCCAUCCAAGACAGGGCUGAUUACCGCUCCUCGCAGGAAAGCCAGACCGACCGGUCUAGCCCUUCCACCUCUGCCGAAUUUGGGCUCGGCUUCUACACCUGGAUAUGGCAUGACUGGGGAAGACGGUGUGUCUGGAGUAAGCCAGGCGGAGAUUGAGCGGUCGGUGCCGCAUCUUCACAAUCUCAAUUCGCCGUACUACGUGGACAUUGAAAAGAAUGACGACUAUCUCAGUCAUCAUGCUAGUCAUGUGUCUCCCGCGGACGAAGGUCGCGACAGCAGACCGGAACUGCUACACCAGGACUCAGGCAUGUCCAUACCUGGUUCACUCCAUAACACCCUUGAGCUGGAGAAAUCCCGAAGUAUAGACGAUGCCGGGUCAAGUUGUGCCAACCUAGCCCAUUACACGGCCAAACUGAAACAUUCUCCGCCCCAACCUUACCUUGCGACACUUCAACCUUGGAACGGAAGACUGUCCCAGUCAAAUUGGUUCCGGGUCGCACUUCGACCUUUCAUCCUGUUUGCCUAUCCGAGCGUCCUCUGGUCUACGCUGGUCUACUCUCUGUCCGUUGGCUGGCUCAUUGUCCUCUCGGAAGCCGUUUCGAGUAUUUAUCGAUCUCGGGAUACUUACAACUUCUCGGCUCUGGGAGCUGGGCUGGUGUACAUAUCGCCUUUUGUUGGAGGCAUCUUGGGUACGGCCAUUGCCGGGAAGGUGUCUGAUAUCAUUGUGAGGUACAUGUCGCGUCUGAACGGCGGGGUUUACGAACCCGAAUUCCGUCUUGUCAUGGGCAUCCCAAUGACGCUUACCACUGUCAUUGGAUUGAUGGGGUUUGGUUGGUCUGCCCAGGAACGGGACAAUUGGAUCGUUCCCACCGUGUUCUUUGGGAUCAUAUCCUUUGGGUGCAGUUUGGGCAGCACCACCGCCAUCACCUUCUGUGUCGACAGCUACCGACAGUAUGCUGGCGAGGCGUUGGUGACGUUGAACUUCAGCAAGAACAUCUUUCAUGGCCUGGUGUUCAGUCUCUUCUUCGCCAACUGGUUGCGGAGCGACGGUCCCAAGACGACUUUUCUAGCCAUUGGUGGGAUCCAGAUUGCUUGUCUGUUGACGACGAUCCCGAUGUACAUUUACGGCAAAAGGGCGCGGAUGUGGACGGUCCGUAAAGGCUUCAUGGAGAAUUUUUGA